UCAUCUCUUCGAAGGCAGCAAAGUGAAAUUUUUUGUUAUUCGAAUUUGAUCCGAUAUUCAGCGUUUCUUCUUCUUCGAAUCUCUGUGCGUCUCACACACAAACGACACACACGAACACACACACAGAACCUCCUCAUACACACUCAAACUAUCAAAAGAAAAAAAAAAUCUUGAAAACUCUCGAAAAUCAUGCAAAGUCAAGCGCAACCCCGACAAUUUAAUGGAGAUGGAGCCCCGAAAAAACGUUACGGCGAAUUCCAACCACGCAACAAGUUCAACGGCAAUAAUUUUAAUCCCGAAUUCGCGAACAUGAGUCAUCAGCAGCAUCCACAGCAAUUUGCUCCUGCGUUCAAUCCGCAUCACGGCGGCGGCAAUGGAGGCAUGCCCAAAUUCGAUGUGCCUCCCUUUCCGGGUGCGCAAUUCAAUAACAAUGGCAACGGAGGUCCGCCACAGCCGCGUAACAAUCAGCGCAAUUUCAACGGGAAACCGAAUCCGGUGAAGAAAGACUACAACAACGAGCCGUAUUUCCACGAGAAGGUAUUUCCCCCUAAUAACUCUCAUAAUAAUAACGAUUCGUUUGGAGGUCCAAAAAAAUUUCCGGGCUCCACGUUUCACGCUGCACCCAAUUCUAACACUAAUUUCCCCCACAAGAAAAAAGACACCAAUGAGUUUGUGCCGCGCGGCGUCGCUCCGCAUCAUCAGCAGCAACAGCAGCAGCAAUUCCGCCCGAAAUUCGAGGACACGAAAAACAUGUCGAAGGAAGAUCGUGCGAAAUUGCAAAGCAUGAAGGCCAAACACCCGGGACAAAACUUGGCGACACCCACAUGGGAAGUUAUCGGGCUCGAGGAGUUCCGCAAGAACUUUUAUGUCCCGCACGAGAACAUUUUGCGACGCACUUUGGAAGACGUCACCUCGUUCCGCGUCACAAAUUCCAUCACAGUCACCGGCGAAGAUGUUCCGCAUCCCAACCAGGCCAUGGAGGAAGUUCGUUUCCCCGAUGGCUUGAUGCGCGAAAUGACAAAACAAGGAUUUACUGCUCCCACGCCAAUUCAGAGUCAAGGUUGGCCCAUCGCGUUAUCGGGACGUGAUAUGGUUGGCAUCGCUAAAACUGGAUCGGGAAAGACUUUGGCUUAUAUGCUCCCGUCGAUGGUUCACAUCACGUACCAAAAACCCGUAAGACGCGGAGAUGGACCAAUUGUCUUGGUUCUUGCUCCAACGCGUGAAUUGGCACAACAAAUUCAAACAGUAGCACGUGACUUUGGUGUUCAUAACAUGAAUAAGGCUCCGAUUCGUAACACAUGUAUCUUUGGAGGAUCCCCGAAAGGUCCACAAAUUCGCGAUUUGGAGCGUGGUGUUGAAAUUGUAAUUGCAACUCCAGGACGUCUCAUUGACUUUUUGGAACGUGGAAUCACUAACUUGAAACGUUGCACUUAUCUCGUACUUGACGAAGCUGAUCGUAUGCUCGACAUGGGUUUCGAGCCCCAAAUUCGUAAAAUUAUUGAGCAAAUUCGCCCCGAUCGUCAAGUGCUCAUGUGGUCAGCAACUUGGCCCAAGGAGGUUCAAUUACUCGCCGAAGACUUUUUGAAAGAUUACAUCAAAAUCAAUAUCGGAUCAUUAAAUUUGGCUGCCAACAGCAACAUCGAGCAAGUCGUGGAAGUUUGCGAGGAAUCCGAAAAAGAGGCAAAACUCUGUCAACUCUUGAAGGAAAUUGUCACAGAUGACCUCGAGAACAAAAUUAUCGUUUUCGUGGAGACAAAGAAGAAAGUCGAGGAUUUGCUUAAAGUUAUUCAGAAACAAGGAUAUUCCGUUAAUUCCAUUCAUGGCGACAAAUCACAAGCUGAACGCGAUUUCGUCUUGCAAACAUUCCGCAAUGGCAAAGUGAACAUUCUCGUUGCCACAGAUGUUGCUGCUCGAGGCUUAGAUGUCGAUAACGUAAAAUACGUCAUCAAUUUCGACUACCCGAACUCGUCGGAGGACUAUGUUCAUCGUAUCGGGCGUACUGGGCGUUGUGAGCAACUUGGCACCGCAUACACAUUUUUCACGCAAAAUAACGCUCGUCAAGCACGCGAACUCGUUUCCGUCUUGGAAGAAGCCGGACAAUGCCCUCCUCCUGAACUUUUGUCCUUGGCACAAUCGAUUAAUGGCAAAAAAGGUCCGUACCGCUCGAAUUAUCGCCAAUAUGGAAAUGGCGGCAAUGAUUACAACAAUCGUCAAUAUGGCGGCUUCAAUAAAUUCAAUAACGGCAAUCAACGCCCCAAUUUCCAACAACAAAACCAAUACGGAAACCAAUUCAAUAACGGACCGCAUUUCAACAAAUUUAAUCCGGGCUUCAAUCCGCAUCAACAAAACCCUUAUAACAAUGGCGGCGGAUACCAAGGCGGCAAUGGAGGUCAAUACAAUAACGGUCCACAGCAAAAUCGUCGUCCCAAUUUCCAAGGAGGCCCGAAAUUCGGAGGACCCCAAGGCGGAGGCAACUUUAAUGGAGGCCCGCAGCAAAAUCGCCCGCCGCAUCAACAGCAACAAUUUUACAAUUCGCGCUACAAGCAAGGCAACGGACCCCAAAAUGAGGAUGGGCAAAAGCCAAAUUACCAAAAUCGCCCGCCACGCGGCGAAAAUAAUUACCAUAAUCAGUACCAGCAACAACAAACGCCCCAGCAGUCGGGAGGUUUUAAUGGGCCACCGCAGGCGGGUCAACCUGUUGCUGCGGGACAACAACAAAAUUACUUGGUUGACAUGUUUGACGAUUUGUCCGUGUAUCAGCGCGUGUCGCCAUCUGUUCAAGCGGUUCCAGCACAAAUUGCAGGCUUGCCACAAGGAAGUGCCGCUAUGGCUUACCCACAAUUCACAAUGCCCGGAGCACCUCAACCAUAUUCCUUCCAAUAUGCCUAAAAAGGGCGUUGCGGAAGUGAAUAUUCGACAAAAAAAAAAUAAAAAAUUCGUAUAAAAAAUUAAGCUUAAUAAUCUUAAAAAAAAAAAUAACUCUCUUCUCAAUAAUCUUGAGCACUCGUAAUUUUAUUUCAUAUUUCUUAACAGAGAGUUGCAAAAGAAAAAAAAACAUAUAUAUUAACCGUUCAUAUAACAUAAACAUAUAUAUUGAAAUAUUGAAUAAUAUCAAUACAAUUUCACGAUGAACUAGUUUGAAUUUCUUCCAAAUAUCGCUAAAAUUAUAUUUACGUCACAUGAUUUUUUUUUUAAAUGUUACGUCUUACAAGAAAACAAAAAUUGUAUUGAUAUUUUAUGAUAAAUAAAACAAAUAACAAACGAUUGGCUAAUUGUUUUAAAAGUUAAAUAAAAUUAUUAAACAGGAUAACGGAGAACU
This is a messenger RNA of Culicoides brevitarsis, 3319 nucleotides long. RefSeq lists its product as uncharacterized. Lineage: Eukaryota; Metazoa; Arthropoda; Insecta; Diptera; Ceratopogonidae. The record is from RefSeq and is a predicted model, not a curated record. Gene Ontology annotation, cellular component: ribonucleoprotein complex; nucleus; cytoplasm. Gene Ontology annotation, molecular function: ATP binding; RNA helicase activity; RNA binding. Bases 190 to 2889 code for a protein of 899 amino acids. The transcript has 7 exons.